AGUGAAGUUUGCAAUUCCUCGUGAAGCCUUUCAACCCUGCAGUGUGUCGACAGCUACGCCUCCGUUAGUGCUACAAAUACAGUGUGAAGCAGGCAAGCAAGCUGUCCGAGGACUCUCCGCAUCAUAUUGCGUUGCAGCUACAGAUAUAUCUGUGGAUCUAUAUGACCGCUGCCUCUUCCAUUCCUACUGUGUUAGCCUUAUUCAACAACUGAUUGUAAAGCUGGGAAGAUAUUGUGAAUCACUAGCCGUCAGUCGACAAGAGCUCUUAGGCUCCUCCUCUGAUGAUUGGCCCAUGAAAGAACUAACACGGCAUUUUACUUAGCUUGAUGGCCAGGCACCCCCCUGUACCCCCUCCUCAAGGCCUGGCUAAGAUUUGGUGGCAGCAGUGGUAUAAUCGCCACAAUCGUAUCUCGACUGACAACAGGGAGACGGAGCAUCUACAAGCACACACGCCGUUACAAUGCAUGAAGCAUUCUCACUCUGUGUUAGGAGUAUGUCUUCUAAGCGAAAAAACACCCCAACAAAAUUAAGUAAGGACGACGUCGUACUAGAGCGACAAACUCUCAACUCGGACUGUGACAACAACCAUUUUGAUUCGGAGGGUGACCCAGAGCCACACCUGCCUCAUCAGUUUAUCCAGUUUGACCACAGUGAUAACGAUUCUUCGGACACUGGUUCGGACAGACUGCCCCGCAAGAAGCAGCGACUUGGUGAUCGGGUGGGCAGCCAGCACUCAGCGGAGUCCGACAGUGACGAGUGUCACAGCUCAUUGCAAAACAAUAAUAACUGUCUAACCACAACAAAGCCUUCUUUAGGGCUGCAUAAGAAAUCUAUGGCAAGUGUUUUGCGACGAUUGAACUCUAAAAGCCAGGACACAGAUAUGAAGGACAUAUUGACAAAGACUACAGAAGAGAAGGACCCAGGGGUGAUCGAGAGUGUGCAGCAGAUUCUAACCAGUGAUGGUCCAGUUCAGGACAAGGAACAGAAGCUCAAUGAGAUGAUUGCACAGCUACAGACGAUCAAGGACGGUCUCCAGAAGCAGGGCCACCCAGCUCCCCCUGGUGACGGCUUCGGACUGCAAGUUUCGUCAGUUCCGAACCAGGCCCGUACCUCUCCAAAGGCAUCGUCCCCGAAGGGCAGUGAGCCUCACAAGCCUUCAACGUCCCCCCAGCUGGCAACCUCGCCCUACCCCCAGGCUCGCCACACCCUGCCCUCCCCACCCACAAUGAGACAGACCAGUCCCCACAUGCCAGUCCUGGGUUCGACUCCAGGGUGGCCCAGUGGACACAUUGCACUGCCAAUGAACCACACAGACCAAGAUGCACCUCUCAACCUGACCAAACCCAAGCAUGAGGCCAAAUUUGACCGAUUGUCUGACGACCACUUGAGUAUGAUUCAUGGUCGUUCUAUCAAGAGGGAGCCUGUCGUCACACCUCCUCCCGCUCACAGCAAUCACAAAAGGCAGCAUCAGCAACAGCAUCAGCAUCAGCAACAACAUCAGCAGCCAACAGCGCAAACACCACCAACGACAGACAUCUCGUCCCUGAUUGGGUUGAGAUCCCCAUUUGGCAUCCCUGCUCAGUACAUCACUAGCCCAUACCUCGGCAUCCCAGCACACUACCCCGGUCUCACGCUCGGAGGUCAUGCUCACACCCUCAAUGGUGCCAAGUCGCCAUCCGAAAGUGAAAAAGAGAGUUACGUACAGGAAGCAUUGGCACGGCAACUAGCGGCAUCAGUGAGUGGUCCAGUGUUCCCAGGUCUUCACCAUGUACCGCUCUAUGCAAGCACGCCAUCACCGACGAUGCCACAACUAACGCAGUUGAGCGGCGCCAAGGACACCUCCAGCAUGCCCAUCUCUAAUGAAGACAGCCAGAACUACGUUCAGCAUCUACAGAGUAAGAUGUUCGGUGCAAAGAUUAUCCGAGCACAGCGUGAGAAGAACGAGCCAGGGAGACCUCAUGUGAAACGGCCAAUGAACGCCUUCAUGGUCUGGGCCAGAGAAGAGAGGCGCAAGAUCCUCAAGGCCUGCCCUGAUAUGCACAAUUCCAACAUCUCCAAAAUACUAGGAGCGAAAUGGAAGGCGAUGUCCAAUGCCGAGAAACAGCCAUAUUAUGAGGAACAAUCUCGUCUCAGCAAACUCCACAUGGAGGCCCACCCCGAUUACAGAUACAGACCAAGGCCAAAGCGUACAUGUAUCGUUGAUGGAAAGAAGCUGAGAAUCUCAGAGUACAAAGCAUUGAUGAGGAGUCGGAGACAAGACGUUAGACGGGUGUGGUACGGAGAAUCUGGAGCUACGUAUGUUGAGGGUUUACUAUCUUCAGAAGGAACAGGGCCUUCCAAUUCCAACUUUGAUCCCAGCCAGUUCUUGAAAUCUUCGUCUCCAGUGAACAACAGCCUAAGCAAUGGUGAAGCCGGCUCCCCUGUUAACAACGGUAAUUCCAUACACAAUGAUAAACUCUCCAGCUGGGAUGCGGAACAUCUUCAGAACGGUGACCUGAACGACAUCGACGGUGGUUCCGAUGUAAGCAUGGACACCUCGUAUACCGAUGCAUCGAACACCAGUUUUGGAACAAGUGCUGUUGCAGAAGAGGUCGCAUCAACAUAGUUCCCAAGGAAUUGUAGUUUACCACAGUGCAUAUUUAAUAUAAUGUAACAAUGGUGCUAGAUCUGUUUAGACUCCCUAGCCUGCGUCGUCCAUUAUGGUUUCUCCUCUCAAGCUGCUCCUGGAGGUGAGAGCGGUUACAUGGAGGAGGUGUGGUCUUGACCAUUGUAUGCCAGAGCACCUGCUUAGAAAUAUGAACACCUUGUUGUCCUAAUACCACAAUGUUUGAUGUAAAGAAGCCAGGCUUGGAUGACAUCUCUGAGCAGUGCUUGAACUAUCUCCACAAAGCAUGUGUUGGCUUGACAUGAUCAUGGCAGGUGCUUGAGCUAGUUCUAGCAAAGAGCACAUGCUUGGCUUACCGUCGUAACAGGUGCUUGGACUAACAUUGUUAGAGGUCUUGCUUCAAAGACUUCUGGUUUCAUUGGCAGCAUUGGAGGAAUUUCUACAGACUUCAUCGAAGCUUGAAACCAAAAUCCUUCACGCCUCUGGUCGGAAUUUGAGCCCAGUUCCACUUGGAACAAGACUAGCCUACAUCUCACUGUGUUGAUACGGUCCCAUCAGAUGGGAUGGCGACAUCCGUUUACUGAUCAUGGUGCCACAAACUCCUGCAACAUGCGUCCUUGUUCUUCAGACUUAUUCCCCAGGAGAGUCCCCUCUGUGCCCAUGACAAUUCCAGGACGAGCACCAGGCACUGCAAUAGGAAAGUUGACCAACGAAACUCACUGACCAGUCAUCCACGCAGUCAGCGCCACCGUGCCACCUAGCUCCCGCUUCUAGACGCCUGUAUAUAGACAUGUUAGGCCGCACCUCGACAAGACUCUGUCUAUCAGAGCACAUGACUUGAUACUAUCCUCUCACUGUGUAGAAGUGUUCCUGUUGUGGAACACUGUAUUACUGGUACGCCAUGUAUAUCUGUAACAUUGUAUACACUAUAUGACAUUGUAUACAGAUCGGUACAAUAUGACAUCGUAUGCAAUACUGCGACGAUACUGUAUACAGUAUAUUGACAUGACAAUGCUGUUUACAGUACUAUAUCACAUGACAAUACUGUGUUCAGUACUAAUUGAUCCGACAAUACUGUGUGGAGUACUUAUCACAUGACAAUACUGUGUACAGUACUAUAUCAUUAUCACAUGACAAGACUUUACAGUACUAUAUCACAUGACAAUACUGUAUACAAUAUUUAAACAAUGUCUAUGCUGCAUACAGUACUAAUGACAUGACGAUACUGUAAUCAGUAUUAUAGGACAAUACUGUAUGCAGUACUUUAUCCCAUGUAUACUGUAUACAGUACCACUGACAUACCAGUAAGUUUAGGCCUAUACCACUGUAAUGAGUUCUGACACUGCCUAUGGUUUUACUACGCCAUGUAAAGACGGUGAAGGCCUUCUGUAUGUAUUUCUGGGUCCAAUAUAGGUUGAGGCACCCCCUCUCUCAGUCCAUAUUGCUGUUGUCCUGUUCCUAGGUUCAUGCUUAGCUCUGUUGACCUCUGCCGGUCACUAUGAUACAGCCCUGUCCAUCUGCUCCACCUUUAGGAGAAAUAAAAUAAAACAUGGCAGUAAAUGUUUAACUUUUUUUAUUUGUUUAUAAUGAAAAACAUUGAUACUUCUGUUUUCUCUCUUCAGUGUAAUAAGAUGAUUUUAUUCUGGAAAUGUUACAGAUGAGUGCUUUUAAGAAUAUAUUAAUAUUAUAUAAAAAUAUUUAUGAAAAUUAUACAUCAGUAUUUUAAAAAAUAAUUUAGCAUGAUAAGCCCAUUAAAUGCAUAUUAUUCUUUCCUUGAUAUAAGCAAUCAUAUAUUCAAUUGAAUGUGUUAAGAUAUUUACAGGUGUUUUUUAGGUAGUACUGGUAAAAAAAAUCAAAGGUACUCAGACAAGUGUUUAUCAGCUCACAUUGAGUUUAUGUGUAGUUGCAGAGUUUAUAGAUAAUUACUCAUUGUGUUUUGAAAAUCUUGGCAUUUUGGCUGGCAUUGAUGUUUUUGUUCGUAGACUUUUUGUUUUGUUUUGUUUUGGCUUUGUUAGUGACAGCUGCGGAGGCAGAGUAGAUCUCGGGCAGAUGGACCGGAUGUAUGUAGGCGAGGUGCUGUUGUAUUUGAGUCCUUAACAUCCACAAUUUCACUGUUGUCAACGCUGCUGAUGUUGAGGGCAAGGGUUUAUUAUUGUAGAAUAUUGAGUGCCAAAUCUACCUUGUUAAGGUUGCUGAUUGUUUAAAGUUUAGUUCUUCCUAUCUUUGCCAUAUAUGUGUGAUGAUUGUUAAACUUUUGAGUAGAAUUUAAACCUAGAGUCUUUCUUCAGUAUAGUUUGCUCUUGUGAGAGAUAGUUUCUCUUAUGAAGUAAUUUUGUUGAAUCUUAUGCUGUUAGAAGAUGAAGAUUAUAGCUGGGUUACCUACCUUGGUUUCUGUUGACGACCUUGUUUUCACAUGUUGAAAGGUUUAUUGAGUGUGAUGCAGUGUAAAUUUGUUUUGAGGAUGUUUGGGAGCAAUCCCUUUCAAACACUGCAAUUUAUUUUGAAGAAGCUGUAAAUAUGACUGGCAUGGAAUAAAUCGUUAUCACAUGACUGUGGUAUUCUAGGAAUUGACGCAAUUACCGUGUGUUUCUGGAAGAAAUUGACUGAAUGCAUAAUUAUAAUAAACUAAAUGACAAAAGUGCCAAAUUUGGAUUAAUGUAUUCAUGCAUCAACAGUGCACAAAAUGUGAAUGUUGUUUUAGAAAUAGCAGUAAGGGGAGGUAACCCUGAUAGAUCUGUAAUGUGAUAGAAAUGUGUACAUACAUAGGUCACAAUGCACUGAAUGCACUCAUCACGGGGCAGUACUAAGUAGAUGCUAGACAACCUUCCCCUGCUGUAUUGUGCUGAAUCUCGAAGGAGGCCUACGUCACUAGAGGCAGUAUUGUCCGUCUUCCGUUAAUCGAACCUUGUGUAGUUGACACAGUAGAUUCCAAGUGUGUAUUAUGAGUAUGAUACAAUCAUGUCUUCCUCGGUGUUGAGUAUUGACCAAUGGUCAGUCUCAUGUGAGUGUAUUGUACACACUGGCGGAGAUGUAGUUUAAUAAGUAGGUUGUUCUCACAUUCAUCUGUCUCAAGGUAUGGACCAAUAUUCUAUUCUCAAUACUCCAAUAAAACAGAUAGCCAUGAUUGAUGACAAAUAGUUGUGAUGUUCCAACUUAAAAAAAACCAUAAUUUAAUAUUUGUUCUGUUUUCAAAUACUGAACAGUAGUUUGAACAUUUUUGAAAUCUACAUGUAAAAGAUACGAAAAUAUAUCAGUUGAAAAACAUAAAUUUGUUAACAAUCACAGCUACAUCAGUAAUGGGUAUGAUUUUGAAGCCAUAACUUAAAUAUAUGUAUUUUGUUAGUGUUGAGAUGUGGAAUGAAUACAAGUCAUAUUAUCAUAGGUUUUUUAACACUUUAACUCUAAGUGAACCAUAUUACCCCUAUGUUAUCCUGAGACGAGAGUUAUCGUGUUAUCUACUGUGCCCGUAUCAUAUCAGUAUGUUUAUAUUCAUUAAUCGUCAUAGUAACCACUAGACACUUGGUCUUGACAUAGCAACUAUUUAUCAACAUAGGACCAUUAUUUAUGAAGACAAAAUGUCAAAUAUCUAUAUGGAGUAUCGUGUAGAUUAAUUAGGAAUGGCUUCAGAAGACUGAAACGAGUUAUUGUGACUGUGCAAGGUGACACAUGUAUGUCUGAUACGGUGUGUAUCACACGGUGUGUGGUGUAUAUGUCUAUAGACAAAGUCAUAUGUCGCCAAUGCUGCUCACAGUUGUAUCCAUGUAUUUAUGUUAAAGUGUUUAUUGGGCAUUGGUGUUUGUGCCCCUACGACUGUCCGCUGUUUGUGGGCUAAAUCCUAUAACAUAAUUGUUUAUUGACGUACGAGUUUAUAUAACAUGACUUUGUUGACGUGGGUGGGUGCAUGAUGGUGAUGAUCUCGUUUUAUCGGAUGUGUUAUUUUUUCUUAUGUCUAUUCUACUGUACCAUGAAAUGUAUACUAGCAUGUGUUGAUUAUGGUGCCUGUAGAUUCCUAUAUAUUGACAAGAAAGAGCAACGACAAUUAUGUAUUUUGAACUGCAUUCGAACAAACCAGUUUCAUGUUCAACGACAAACUGAAAUUGAUUUUGAAGUACAUCAAUGUUCUCUUUUCAAUUGGAAAUUUGAAACUGAUGAAAUUUAAACUUUGUUUUGCUCUUGUCGUAGUGUCAGUUCCUUCUCCCAUCAUUGUGACUUAGUCGAUUUCCUUCUGAAAACACAUUCCUGGCUCCUUGAUAAAAUCCCCAUGAAAAGCUUCAUUCUGUUGUCCGCGAAAUUACUGCUGUCACUCCCAGCAUCCUCUUCCUCCUCUUCCUCCCAACGUUUCCCGUCACACAAUGCUGUCAGAAUGUUAAUUCCAUGACUAUCAUUAAAUAUCAUUUUAUUUGUCACAAAUUUGCUCAAUUUUAUUAUUGGUUAUUUGUCAUAAACUUGUUCAGUUGGAAUAUUUUCUUUUUUAUAUUAUGCUAUUGCAUCAAGGUGACGAUUUGAGCGUUUCAAAGGGUUAUGUUUACUUGUGCAUUUCUUAUUAAUACUGUAUUGUAUUUGAAACCAACGACCCUGCGUAGAGUGGGUGCAUAGACUAAUAGUCUGGGUAUUAUUGUUUAGCUUUAGGCUGCUUAAACUCCACGUUUUAUUAUAAACCUCCACAUUCAACCUUCAAUGCCAGAUGUAAAAAAAGAAGGACUGUUUCUCAAUGUGUUUGAGGGUAGGUUGGAGUCUUGAGUUGUGUGUCUGCUUCUACUGCUAUGACAGAAAUGAAUGCUCCCGUUGGGAGCAUUUAUUACGCUAGGAGAUGUAGUUGUUUUGUCUUUAAGUUAUAUUCUUUUAAUUUUUAAUCCCAGUUUUUGAUAUGUGCUAUUGUAGAGCCUCUAUUUCAUGAUUUGUCUCGAUGAACGAUUUAGUAGUGAUUAAGAUACCAUGACAUGUGGCAUAUUCUGAACCACAAACCAUCAGUCACCCCUCAGUUUAUAAUGGUUCAAUCCACUGGAACCAUCCUGUCACCCCUUCAGUUUAUUAUGGUUUGAUCCAUUCAAACCACCUGUCACCUCUCAGUUUUUCAUGGUUUAAUCCAUUCAAACAACCUGACACCCCUAUGUUCAUCCCAAAGGAACCAUCAUCUCUCUUCCUCAUUCUUUACUCCAAUGAUUCAGUUCAUCUCAAACACCAGUCCCUGUCAAUUAUAAUUGUUCAUCCUGUCAAAUAUUCAUCACCCAUAUAUCCAUAAUGGAACAGUCCAUCUUUGCUACCUUUCACCCCUACUUCAACAUGGUUCUGUCCACUGGACAACCUGACACCCCUCUGUUCACAAUGCCUGGUUCUAUUGGUCAGCUCUAGUCAGCUUUUGUUCUUUAAAUGGCAAAAUUCAAACUUUUUCACUCACAUGCAUUUCUGUUGGGUAAUGGGCUGGUCCUGAUUCAUAAAAAAUGAACUCUUGUUAUUAUGUUAUAUCACGAUCAAUAAAUCAUGCGAUUUUCAUCCAGCUUCAUUUCUUUAAUUCUGUAAUUUAUGCUUUUUAUUUCAUGAAAUUACCAAUGCCUUUCAUAGGCAAACAGAGCAAGUUAGAGAAAUUGAUGAUUAGAAACCAGUAGCAACCAGAUGUUGGAUGACUCUCAUAAUUCAUUCUUAAUAUCUAAUCUGAAAUAAUAUAUCGCAUAAUGAUUGAAAAACUGUUAAUCCUUCACAUUUAUGUCAGUGAAAUCUCAUAUGUAAACCUAAGAUCUGAUGUAAAGAAUUGCUUUAUAAUAUUAUCAUGAAACCAGUUUUAAUUUAUUUAUAUUUUUAGCAUAAUAAGUGCGAUAUGAAAUCUGUACAGGUUGUGUAAAAAAUCAUGCACUUAGAUAUUGAAGAAAUGCUAAUAGUGUAAGGUCACCACGAUCAAAGGUCACAUGUAUAUUUAACUUAAAAUACUGCCAAAUGUUUUAUCUCAAUAUCCAAGUGUAAAUCAGUACUCAGAGGGAUAAUCCUUUGAGUCCCAAAACAGCAUCUGUUCUAAAUGACAGAGAAUUGUAUUAUUGUUUUGCAUUUUCCAAAAGAUUUGUUUACAAGUUUUUCCAAAAAGUGUUCAGCUUCAAAUUAUAAGCCUCCCUUAUGUCAACCCCGAAUUGUGUAUUUAAUUCAAUGUUCAAUGGUGUACUUAAUUUUUGAAUGUUUAAAUUUUGCGAAGCAACCACGAGUGCUGCUGUCUGUUCUUCCAGUGUUAGGGUUGUCACAGAGAUAGCCUAGCAAAUACCUCGUUCAUCUGAAAUCUCAAUCCAGUUGCCAAAUAUACACUCGUUCAUGGAACUGAAUAAACUGUUUUGUUUUUGUUGAAAUGGAAGGUGACCGUUGAAUUACUUUUUUAAAGGGGAGCUAUGAUUGAAGGCGUGUUCCCAUUUUCAGUAUCGGUCGAGGUGUUGUAAUUAUUGUGAAACAGACAUUGUUCCUAUGUAGUUUGAUAAACAUUACGUUUACAUCAAUGUAAACAUUAAUUGUAUAUAACAUCCUAGGACUGCCGAUAUGUGAGCCUAGCUCCCCUUUAAAACAUUAUGAAAUAUUACCUUUGAUUCUGGACAUAUUUUUUCUAAAUUGAUAGUUUUGCAAUCAAAAGAUUAAACUUGCCUUCCACAGUAGAUCUGGUAAUAGUGCUAGAUUGGGGCCACUUUAAGGUAAUUUCUACCAAUGGUUAUUUUAAUACAGUUUGUGAGAAGGCUCUAUUGAGUAUACCUUUACUUUAGUAGGUAUACACUGCUGUAGUUUCAUAUACCUGGUAUUUUUGUAAUGGAUAGACUAUUUUAGAUUUCCAUUUCACUUUUAGCGAUGAUUAAAUAUAUAUUUUAGAAGUUCGUAUUUGGAUACAAUGUAAAGGCUUACUGCGUAUGUAGACGGCCGCAAAGCACAACGAACAAAUGGUCAGAGCAAUAAUAAUCACAAUGGAUGUUUUACUUUUCUCAUAUCAUACUUCACUAACUUAUUUCAAGGUGAAAAUGCAGGGUAAACCCUUUUUUAGCAGUGAUCAAUUUUAUCAAAAGUGAAAAAGAUAAAUGAUCAAAAUCUGUUUUUUUUAAUCUUUGUUAGAUAAGUAUUUAGAUACUUACGUCAUGGUGUCAUAUUGAUGUACAUUUUUGUCAGUAUAGAUCAUAUGAAUAUAGAUUUGACAAGAUGUCCCUGUGAACUUUUACAACAAAACCACUUGAGCGUCUACUGUUGAACAAAACUGCUCAUUAAUGUUAAAUUUGUUUAAGUUUAAUCGGAAUCUUAAAUGAAUUCUAUUGUUUAAUAGGUCACAGGUACUUCAUGCCAAACUUAUGUUAGAAUUAACAAACCAUAUCUUGAAUGUUACAUCAUAUCCCACAAUCCUUUGUUAUCGACCAAUCAACACCCUUCAUAUCAAUCAUGUGACUGAUGAUAGCCUCAACUUCACCAAGAUGGCGGACUUUUGUUGCGGUCAUCUCUCUAUGUUAAGUAUCCAAUGUUGAACAUGUUAUGUGUGCUUAAGAUUAAUAACGUAUAGUUGUAAGUUAUAGAUUUGAUACGAUAAUUUUUGUGCAAAAAUUGAAUAAAUCAUUUUUAUUAUA
This is a messenger RNA of Haliotis rufescens (red abalone), 10176 nucleotides long. RefSeq names its product transcription factor SOX-13-like. The transcript is spliced from 9 exons. Bases 461 to 2605 code for a protein of 714 amino acids. Lineage: Eukaryota; Metazoa; Mollusca; Gastropoda; Lepetellida; Haliotidae. Gene Ontology annotation, biological process: cell fate commitment; regulation of transcription by RNA polymerase II. Gene Ontology annotation, cellular component: nucleus. The record is from RefSeq and is a predicted model, not a curated record. Gene Ontology annotation, molecular function: RNA polymerase II cis-regulatory region sequence-specific DNA binding; DNA-binding transcription factor activity, RNA polymerase II-specific.